GGAGAACACCAGUAACGGUCCGCCGGCCGCCGUGCGAACGUUCCCGGCCUUACGGUAUUACGUACGUACGCGCGCGUGUGAGCGUGUACGCGCGUACCACCACUGCGGUCGCGCCGCGGCAUGAACGCGCGUCGGCUAUCGCUGCGGCCGCCGCGCACCACUCGGCUAACGAGCGUAGAACUUUCGAGACCGAUCGGCCGGCAAAUCGUAACACGACGCGUUUCCGGACCCGCACACGCAGACACACACGUGCGCGCGCACACACACACGCACACACACACGCGCGCGCGCGCGCUCGUACAUUGAACAUCACGUACGGGAUAUGGUCGCGGAUGGAUAAAUGAUAACGAUUCGCGUACGUGAAAUCUGCACGCGCUGGCGGUGCGACGGCUUCAAUAGUGUCACAUCCGUACGAACAUCGCACACGUGACGUGCGGUAAGAUUUUGGUCAAAAACGGCGGACGGAACGGCAUUAGUAGCGCCAAGAAUUUUGAUGCGUUGGAAGAUGCCGAACGUGGCGGUCGUCGCUGUCGCCACCGCCGCCGCCCUGUUCCUCGUCACCGCCGAGACGGUGCUGGACGCCGGCGGCGGUAGCGUCGGCAACCGUUUCGGCGGAGGUGGCGGUGGUGGCGGCGGCGGUGGCGGUGAACGACAACGCGGCGCGGCCACCGCCGCCGCGAACCGUCACCAAGACAUCGUCGACAGCGAGGACGAGGCCACGCAGCAGACACCGGCCGUCGUCCAGUGCGGUGCGAGUUGCUCGAACCACCAGGAGAUCAAGUCGCUGAGCAUCGAGCUGAUCAAAGCUUCGAUACUGAACAAGCUGGGCAUGCGGAACCCGCCCGAGUUCGGCGACCGCGUGCCACCGAAGGUGCCCACCGACCUGCCGCCGCUUCAAGAACUGAUAGACAAGUACAAAAACGAGCGCGGUGGCUCGGACGGCGGCUCGGUUGUCGUGAUUCCACACAUUCGGCACAAGUCGCAUCACAACGACGCGUCCGGCGACGGCUACGAUAUGCAAAGCGACGAGGCGACCGUUACGGGUUACGUGCCGGCAAUGAACGCGAACAACAAAAACGGCGGCGGCGGUAACGACAACGACUACGAUGUUGACGACGACGACGACGAAGACGACUAUCACGUCAGAACGCACAAGCUCAUAGCAUUCGCUCAACCGCAUCCCACGAUACAGAAACUACGAGGCCACUCUUUACUUUUUUUCACGUUCUCCGAGCAAACGGGCCAGCACAGGAUUACGCAAGCGAUUCUGUGGGUAUACAGGAAAAAAUUGGACGUCGUCAUCGACGACUCGGUGGUCAUCAUUGAAGUGCAUCGAAUCAACCAGAUAACCAUGCACCAGACGCUUUUGACCAGCAUAAAGCAUGUCAUGAAUACGACCGAGCCCGGCUGGAUACCCAUUGACUUACAGAAACGUAUGUUCAAAACACCGGACAGGGCUAAGAACUUGACGCUAAUGGUGCACGCGUACUAUCACAACAAGAAUAUGUCCCACGCCAAGACGCCGUACGUUACGGACACCAAGAAAAAUGAUAUGACGAAAAUCCCGUACCUGGAGGUGCACACGGAGUACAACCGGCGUUCGCGGACCAAGCGUAACGCGUUGGGCAUCAACUGCGACGAGUCGUCCACGGAGACCCGGUGCUGCCGGUACCCGCUGACCGUUGACUUCGACGAGUUCGGCUGGGACUGGAUCAUCGCGCCCAGGAAGUACACGGCUAAUUACUGUUCCGGCGAGUGUCCGCUGGUGUUCCUGCAGAAGUACCCGCACACGUACCUGGCCCAGCUGGCCAACCAGACGACACGCGCGUACUCGGGCACCGGGCCGUGCUGCGUGCCCCGCAAGCUGUCCGCCAUCUCGAUGCUGUACUUUGACCAGGACCUGAACAUCAUCUACGGCUUGUUGCCCGGCAUGGUGGCCGACCGGUGCGGGUGCAGUUGAGCAGUCGGACACCCCCUCGAGCCGUCCGCAUUGAUCGUGUAACACCGAUCGACCGUUGCGUCAAACAAUGCAACGCGUGCGCACGCGCGCGCACACACACACACACACACACACACACACACAGUGGCGAAUACAUAAAUUUUGUAGAGUGGGGGGGAUCAUUUGCCAAUAAAUCCUUAUUUUUAUUUUAUCAUUAUUUUUUUUUUUUUACGUUUCUAACGCCUUCAUACUAAGAAAAUAGUCUUAUAACAUUUAAAUAAAGGCCUAGGGAGGAUUUGACCUCCACAUCACCUCCCUGUAUAUGCCACUAAACACAUACACAUACACACACACACACACAUACUCGUCAUCGCAAAAUUAUUGCUGCAUCACCGAUACCGAUGACGAUAAUACGGUGCACCUCGCAUGUAUACGCAUUGUAAUUCGGUUAAUUUUUCGUUGUAAAGCAAAAUUAAUAAAAAUAAAAAAACCGGAGAAACCUACACAUAAUAAUGUACUAACGUAGUAGGUAUACGUCUUUGUGCGCGUCGUAAACGAUAAUACAUAUCAUUAUUAACGGUUUUCGGUUCUUAACGCUUCCUCCUCCCCUAACACCGGCCACCCAAAACACAAAGUCGACAAUAAUAAUAGGUAUAUUAUACAAUCGGAAUCGCAAGCAAUUUAAAAAAAAAAAAACGGAUAUAACGAAUAGUCUUAUACAAACAAUGAUACACGCGUGAUUGAAAAAUGAAAAAAUGUUUUUUUUUUUUUUAAUUCUACACCCGACACAUUAUAUAAGUACCUUUAUUAAUCCUAUAUUAUCCCUACUCUGUACAGUUUUUCUUCCGCGACGCAACCAUUUCUUAAUCGAUGACAAUCAAGAACAAUCGAGUCAAUUAUUAACUAUAAGCGAAAAUAAAACUUAGUACAUAUAAUUAUUAACUGAUAUAUAAUUUGGUCGUUAUUCUUACAUAUAAAUGAAUUUCCCCCGAGCGGUACCUUGUGUGUUUCUAAUACUGUUUUUGUUUUUAAUUUUUUAUUUUUUUUACUAGAAACACGCGAUUCUCGCUUAUUAAAGUUAUCAUUGUCUGCAUUUUAUACAAAUUAUUGCAUUCAUAAAAGUAAUGAAUAGUAAUUAAUUCCAUGCACUACCUCGCUUUCGUAUAGUAUUUUAUACUUAUUAUUUUUUUAAUUUUCGAAGACAUUUCCCCUUGUCUUAUUAUCUAAUAUUUAUUUUUUAAAACGAAAAAAAUAAAUUAAUCUUUUGUUAUUAUAACAUGUAUAUAAUUUAAGUUACUACUAAUGUACCUAUUGACGAUUAUUAUACAUAUCCCUUAUGAGGUUUAAACGAUUAACUUUGUUAUGCAUCUAGUAUUUACGUUUUGGCUAUACAUAAUACGGAUUUAACUGAAUUCUAAUUAGCAGUUCAUAAACUUGAUUACUUCUAGAAACGUAUCAUCUAAUGUAGAGAUAAGUUUUAUAAAUAUGUUGUAAACGAUCAAAUGUUCAUAUUUGUUUUCAUUUUCAUUUAGUAUAA
Molecule: messenger RNA, 3476 nt
Organism: Sipha flava (yellow sugarcane aphid)
Lineage: Eukaryota; Metazoa; Arthropoda; Insecta; Hemiptera; Aphididae
Gene: myo
Product: growth/differentiation factor 8
Exons: 5
Coding region: 494-1960 (488 amino acids)
Biological process (GO): SMAD protein signal transduction
Cellular component (GO): extracellular region
Molecular function (GO): cytokine activity; growth factor activity
Source: RefSeq, a predicted model, not a curated record